Molecule: messenger RNA, 2903 nt
Organism: Fimicolochytrium jonesii
Lineage: Eukaryota; Fungi; Chytridiomycota; Chytridiomycetes; Spizellomycetales; Powellomycetaceae
Exons: 1
Coding region: 293-2770 (825 amino acids)
Source: RefSeq, a predicted model, not a curated record
GAGGGACUUCGAGCUCAGUGAUGUUUGCUUUUGUAACAGCGAUUCGAGCGGUAGCGAACAAUCAUAUGCCCUUAACAGGCGGGCUACAUACUGUAUAUAUUGAGCUUGCACUUCACCCGGGAAACCGAAGCUCCCACAUCACCGAUGCCGCAUACCGUACAUACAUACAUGCACGUAGAUCAGGAUUAGAUGUUGCGGUAAACUGAUAUGCAGGCAGGGAGAGCUGGAAGCUGCUGUCAUCUUCGACGCGUUAGUCCGAAAACAUGCUGCUCGAUUUCGGACAUGCACAGAGAUGCACCGCUUGCACAUGCACAGUGUAAUCCAAACGGCAAACAGCCAUGCUCAAAUGAGUACUGGGCCCAGAGCUCAAUACUAUCAAGCGACGGACAGCUUCAAGCUCGGCUAUCACACGCGUAUGCCUUGGAAAGGCAAAUCGUCUUCGGAUUGGUGGUGGUCCAAAGGCAAAGGCAAAGGGAAAGGCAAGGGCAAGGGCAAAAAGGCCCGCAAAGAUGAAGAGCCAGAAUGGCCGUCGUCAACCUUCCUUCUCACAACGGAGGAAACUGACCAACGCACGCACUUGGAUGACACCGUCGUCCGCUCAAAGCCAUACGAACGCCUGCUAGACAUCAGCGAGUUCUGGACGGCCGAUGUUGAGAGCAACAAUGCGAACGGCGGCAACACUUCCGGGAACGACGAAAGUGGUGGCAAGGGUUCGUCGCCCGCCCGGCAACGCCCACCCACCCUCAUGCAGCUAUGCGCAGUCGUAGCCGCCCGCAAUCACCACCUCCUCGCCGGCGUCGGACGUGUUCCCUACACCGGCGGGAAGCUGAUACUCAACGAGCUCUACCUCCACAACGCCAAGCUUACACCCAUACUUCUCAAUGCAAUUUUAGGCGCAUAUCCCGAGGUGCGCGAGAAGAAUGCAAGGCUCGUGCUGCGAGGGACGUUUGAUCGCGAUGGAAGGGGCGGGGCUUAUGAUCCGAUUUUGAGGCGGAUUGCUGCGACGGAUGGGUUCGUUGAUGAGGACGAUGAGGAUGGUGACGUACCCGGCACCGGCAUCCCCGCCAGCAUGAAUGUGGGCAUUGUGGGCCGGUACGUCACGCAUUUGGAUGUCAGCAACACGAAUUUUCGGGAUGAUAUGGCGUGGUGCUUGAGUGGACUGGCUGCGCUGAAGGUGCUGGAUUUGUCCGGCACGGAUAUCGGAGAUGAGGGGAUCCGAAGGAUGCUGAGGCCUGCCUUGUAUGCUGGCACCCGAACUGCGGAGCAAGCGAAUGUGCCCGUUCUGGAUCUGGAUGCCGGUUUGCAUAUUGAGUUUGAAGAGGCGUCAGCGGCAUCAUCGCAGGAGCAAGGGGUCCUGACCGUUGUGCUGAGCAGUCUGUCACACCUGAACCUAUCGAAAACACUUGUCACCGAAUCAUGCGUCGGCUAUCUUAUCCGUCUACCGACCCUGCUGGCAGUGGACUUGACGGGAACGAAACAGUCAUGCAUCCGUGCGUUUCGCGAGAGGGCCGGUCUGGCAAUGGAAGGCACUGCCUCCGGGCAUCAAACAGACUGGUACACGCUCCCCCGAGGUAUACCACUUUUUCCGACCCGGCGCACGAAUGGCAACGCAGCGGCUCCAACAUGCGCCAUCACUGCCGACCAAAUAAUCCGAGUCGCGGGACUCACAACGCCUGCCCUGCCCUCGGAACGCAUCCGAGAAAUCCUAACAGCAGCGCAUCCCCUACCACCAGUCCAAAUCACAAAGGAAACAACCGCAGCCGACCCUCAAAACCACCACCGCACAGAACUCUGGCACUACCUCCGCAACGCCCGUCUCACAUCCAACGACACGCGUGAGACCACAAUCACUUUCCAGCCACCCCACCCAUCCGCAACCUCCACGGCAGCAAAACAACCCCGUGUUCGAACUGUUUUUGGGUAUCAUGAAACGGACCGCGUCGUGCCGUCGCUGGCUAGACAGGUCAUGGAUGAUGGGCUGGUACGCCCGGCAGUUGUGGAGGACGAGGGUUGGAGAUUUGUUAAACUUGCACGCGACACGGGUGGGCAACGUGAGAGAGAGGAUUACGCCGUGCGACCGAAAGCGAAGCUGGCGACGUUGAAAAGAAGGGAGACUACAGGCACGGUAGAUGUGCUUCCCGCUAUGAAACGCCCGAGGAUGUGGUUGGAAACUACCAUGUUCGUGCAAGAUAUUGCAGCGGCCGAGAUUUCGACAUCAGGAUCGAGUCUCGUUUUUCCUGGUGCCCGUGACCCUCUUGAACGAACGCCGCCCGACGACAUGUCGUCCCAGCAAACCCUCGUCUCGGCGCACAUCCCGCAUACCUCCUCACCGCCGCUUCAGCCCUCGGUUACCGCGGAACCCAAAUCAUCAAUAGCCGCCAUUUUCCGCGCUCGAAACGCAUCCAGCACCAUUGCGACAGCACCCACACCACCUUCCACCGCCGCAACGCCGUCCAAAUCCAACCCAUCGUGUGCCCCAACGACACCCUCAACUCAACAACGCAGGAGCUUCUUCUCCCGCUCGUCGGCAGCACCGCAUACGUUCGCGCAGAAACAGACGCAGCGCACAUCGCACUCCCAAUCGCCAAUCGGCGAAACACCGCCUGCCGUACGCCCGCCGGUUAUGCAAAUGCCGCAUGUCUCACAUGUCGCGCCGCCUGCGCAUAUCGCGCCCGCUGCUGAAGCUAUGGCGGUUCCUGCAGCUACGCCGCAGGCGAAUAAGACACGUGUGCCGAGAGGUAUCCUGAGGCUGAGGCAGCAGCAGAAGUGAGUGCGACUUGCAAGCCAAUGAGGGCAGUUCCAAAUAGAUUGCUUGGAGAAUACCGCCAGGACAUCAUAGGUGAACCUCACCUCUUGCCCUCUGCCGGCCGGCUCUCCCUGCAUGGAUGUGCAGAGCGAGGAGG